Opisthorchis viverrini is the source of this 402-nucleotide messenger RNA. RefSeq lists its product as hypothetical. The record is from RefSeq and is a predicted model, not a curated record. Bases 1 to 402 code for a protein of 133 amino acids. The transcript is spliced from 3 exons. NCBI's taxonomy places the organism in Eukaryota, Metazoa, Platyhelminthes, Trematoda, Opisthorchiida, Opisthorchiidae.
AUGGUGUUGACCCACCUAAGAUGGAACUCCCGCCAAGGUGUCGUAACAAUUAAAAAGUUGGACGCAGUUUCAUUGGCGGAGGAGGGAUUCGUCGGACGACCACCUCCUCUAUUAGCUAGUCUACAACUGAACGUGCUGCACACAGGCCGCCUCAUGUUUCAGUACGAUAUUCGAGAUAUCGCAGUAUAUUUUUAUAAAGGAGACUACUCUUCGACAGCCCACGACCGGUUUCGUCCUUCUUGGGGCUCAUCAGCUGUAGCAUCUUUUGGGUACCUAACUUCCAUGCCAGGUUGCCCAGGCCUAGACAGGGAAAGUCGAGAGGCAGAUGUCAGGUUCGAACCACGGACCUUCCGGUCAGUAAAUUCGCGCUCUAACCAUUUGGGCCAUCUCGCCCCAAUUUGA